This is a messenger RNA of Aspergillus pseudoviridinutans, 864 nucleotides long. RefSeq names its product peptidyl-prolyl cis-trans isomerase B. Lineage: Eukaryota; Fungi; Ascomycota; Eurotiomycetes; Eurotiales; Aspergillaceae. The coding region runs from base 1 to 864 and encodes 287 amino acids. The transcript has 7 exons. Gene Ontology annotation, molecular function: peptidyl-prolyl cis-trans isomerase activity. The record is from RefSeq and is a predicted model, not a curated record. Gene Ontology annotation, cellular component: fungal-type vacuole; endoplasmic reticulum. Gene Ontology annotation, biological process: protein peptidyl-prolyl isomerization; protein folding.
AUGAACUUCAAAAGUCUUUUUUUGUCCUUCUUCCUGGUUUUCGCGGUUGGACUCGCUCUGGUCCAUGCUGAGGAGACCAAGGAGCCCCGAGGCCCAAAGAUCACAAGCAAGGUUUUCUUCGACAUUGAGCAUGGAGACAAGCCUUUAGGAAGAAUCGUGCUUGGAUUGUACGGCAAGACUGUCCCUAAGGUAGGCAUCGCCCCGUUCUGCAGCACUGCUUCUUGGUCUGAACUGGACACUAAUGGAACGGCCUGGGUUCAGACUGCUGAGAACUUCCGCGCUCUCGCUACCGGUGAGAAGGGCUUCGGUUAUGAGGGCUCUACCUUCCACCGUGUGAUCAAGAGCUUCAUGAUCCAGGGCGGUGACUUCACCCGUGGUGAUGGUACUGGUGGAAAGUCGAUCUACGGCGAGAAAUUCCAGGAUGAGAACUUCAAGCUUAGGCACACCCGCAAGGGCCUUCUGAGCAUGGCAAACGCUGGCAAAGAUACCAACGGCUCUCAGUUCUUCAUUACCACCGUUCCUACUCCAUGGCUGGAUGGCCGCCAUGUUGUUUUCGGUGAGGUCCUUGAGGGCUACGAAAUCGUGGAACAAAUCGAGAAUGUGCCCAAGGGUCCCGGCGACAAGCCUGCGCAGACCGUCAAGAUCGUCAAGAGUGGAGAGAUCAAGGAUGAAUCCACCAAAGAACAAGAACCAGCUGAUGGACUCUACGAUGGAGAACUGUCAGAAGUAUCAACUCUGCCCGAAUCUUCCCCUUAUUCUCUUCGCAACGUUGCCUUCAUUUUCAUCUUCGUCGCUAUGGCUGUCAUCGCGGUGAAGAUCAGCAAGAAGAAGGCAAAGCAGUUCAAUGAGAAGAGCGAGGUCUAG